This is a messenger RNA of Papaver somniferum (opium poppy), 1728 nucleotides long. RefSeq names its product luminal-binding protein 5-like. The annotation marks the transcript as partial. The transcript is spliced from 4 exons. Gene Ontology annotation, biological process: endoplasmic reticulum unfolded protein response; protein refolding; cellular response to unfolded protein. Gene Ontology annotation, cellular component: cytoplasm; membrane; nucleus. Gene Ontology annotation, molecular function: heat shock protein binding; misfolded protein binding; ATP binding. Lineage: Eukaryota; Viridiplantae; Streptophyta; Magnoliopsida; Ranunculales; Papaveraceae. The record is from RefSeq and is a predicted model, not a curated record.
AUUGGUUGUUGUGUUCUGUUUUCUACAGCAUACUUCAAUGAUGCUCAGAGACAGGCUACCAAGGAUGCUGGUGUGAUUGCUGGAUUAAAUGUAGCAAGAAUCAUCAACGAGCCUACCGCAGCAGCUAUCGCUUAUGGUUUGGACAAAAAGACUGGAGAGAAGAACAUCCUUGUUUUUGAUCUUGGUGGUGGUACAUUCGAUGUCAGUAUCUUGACUAUUGAUAAUGGAGUUUUUGAGGUUCUUUCCACAAACGGAGACACUCAUUUGGGAGGUGAGGACUUUGACCACAGAGUUAUGGAUUACUUCAUUAAAUUGAUCAAGAAGAAGCAUGGUAAGGACAUCAGCAAGGACAACAGGGCUCUUGGAAAGCUUAGGAGGGAAUGUGAACGUGCUAAGAGAGCUUUGAGUAACCAACAUCAAGUCCGUGUUGAGAUUGAGUCUCUAUACGACGGUUUGGAUUUCUCUGAACCACUUACCCGUGCUCGUUUCGAAGAAUUGAACAAUGAUUUAUUCAAGAAGACCAUGGGACCAGUGAAGAAGGCUAUGGCUGAUGCUGGACUAGAGAAGAAACAGAUUGAUGAGAUUGUACUUGUUGGUGGAAGUACCAGGAUUCCCAAGGUUCAAGAGCUCCUUAAGGAAUACUUUGACGGCAAAGAGCCCAGCAAAGGUGUCAACCCAGAUGAGGCUGUUGCUUAUGGUGCUGCUGUACAAGGAGGUAUCUUGAGUGGAGAGGGUGGUGAUGAAACCAAAGAUAUUCUUCUGUUGGAUGUUGCCCCACUUACACUCGGUAUUGAAACUGUUGGAGGUGUGAUGACCAAGUUGAUCCCAAGAAACACAGUUAUCCCAACCAAGAAGUCUCAAGUUUUUACCACUUACCAGGAUCAGCAGACCACUGUCUCUAUUCAGGUUUUCGAAGGUGAAAGGAGUCUUACAAAAGACUGCAGGGAGCUUGGAAAGUUUGAUCUUUCUGGACUUGCUCCAGCUCCAAGGGGAACCCCUCAGAUUGAAGUCACUUUUGAAGUUGACGCCAACGGUAUUUUGAACGUGAAGGCUGAGGACAAGGCAAGUGGAAAGGCAGAGAAGAUCACUAUCACCAAUGAGAAGGGUCGUUUGAGCCAAGAGGAGAUUGACCGUAUGGUUAAAGAGGCAGAGGAUUUCGCCGAGGAAGACAAGAAGGUCAAGGAAAAGAUUGAUGCCAGAAACAGCAUGGAGAGUUACGUCUACAACAUGAAGACCCAGAUCAAUGACAAGGACAAGCUUGCAGACAAGCUAGAGUCUGAUGAGAAAGAGAAGAUUGAGGCAGCAGUAAAGGAGGCCCUUGAAUGGCUUGAUGAGAACCAGUCUGCCGAGAAGGAAGACUAUGAUGAGAAACUCAAGGAAGUCGAAGCCGUUUGCAACCCAAUCAUCACCGCUGUCUACCAAAGAUCUGGUGGAGCUCCUGGUGCUGGAUCAACCGAUGAUGCAGAAGACAACGAAGACCAUGAUGAGCUUUAGAGAAUUUCUCUUCCUCUCUUCUCUUUUGUUUUGUUGAUUGAAAAAUGACAAGCCAUCUAGUAUAAGAAUUGCUAUAGGUGAAGAAGAUGACUAGGGAUAGAGAAUCAAAUUCCUUGUUAACACCAGGAAGGAAGAUUCGAGAAUCAAUUUUUUUGACUUGUGUAAUGUUUUUUCUCUGCUACUGUUACAUAAAGUAAACACUUAUGAAGUUCAUUUUUGUUAGUUUUACUACCA